GUUCUCACAGUUUUCUCAACAAAGUCAAAAAGUAAAGCAGAACAAUGACUGGCCGUGGAAAAGGUGGCAAAGGUCUGGGAAAAGGUGGUGCCAAGAGACAUCGUAAAGUGUUGCGUGAUAAUAUCCAGGGAAUCACAAAACCAGCAAUUCGUCGUCUUGCCCGUCGUGGCGGUGUGAAGCGUAUUUCUGGGCUCAUCUACGAGGAGACUCGUGGUGUCCUCAAGGUCUUCCUCGAGAACGUUAUCCGGGAUGCCGUAACAUACACUGAACACGCCAAGAGGAAGACAGUUACCGCCAUGGACGUUGUCUAUGCCCUGAAGCGUCAGGGACGCACCCUCUACGGUUUUGGAGGUUAAAUCUGCUCAACAUUCAUCUCCAAAUCUCAUAAAAACAGUUCUUUUCAGGACUUUUCAAACCCCAUGCGUGCAAAAAAAACGGUCCUUUUCAGGACCACAAAGAAUAAAAUAAAGAGUUUAAUGAAUUUCUAGAAUAAUAAAAAAAAUAACCAAAUUAACCCUUCGUACCUCCUGAACCCAUGAAACUUUGGUGAAACAUC
Molecule: messenger RNA, 556 nt
Organism: Lutzomyia longipalpis
Lineage: Eukaryota; Metazoa; Arthropoda; Insecta; Diptera; Psychodidae
Product: histone H4
Exons: 1
Coding region: 45-356 (103 amino acids)
Biological process (GO): nucleosome assembly
Cellular component (GO): nucleosome
Molecular function (GO): protein heterodimerization activity; structural constituent of chromatin; DNA binding
Source: RefSeq, a predicted model, not a curated record